Messenger RNA from Raphanus sativus (radish), 783 nucleotides. RefSeq lists its product as uncharacterized. Lineage: Eukaryota; Viridiplantae; Streptophyta; Magnoliopsida; Brassicales; Brassicaceae. The transcript has a single exon. The record is from RefSeq and is a predicted model, not a curated record. The coding region runs from base 1 to 783 and encodes 260 amino acids.
AUGCUUAUUGAUAAGACAGGGGACCUAGGACCUACAUACUUAGGAAUACCUCGGCAGGCAAUGCUUUCUGAGGUUUUUACGGAUGGGGUUUGGCGCAUGAGAAGAAGGGGCAGAAGAGUGUUUGGAGAGGUCUAUGAUGCGAUUGAGGGUGCAACAGCACCAGCAAUAGAUGCGGGGAGGGAUUUUGUACUUUGGAGACAUGGCGAUGACGAUUUUAAAAACCAUUUCUCCACCCAGAAAACAUGGGAUCAGAUCAGGGUUAGGAAGCCGGAAGUCCCUUGGCGCUCCCUUGGUUGGUUCACCCAAGGGGUACCGCGACAGUCCUUUAUUGUUUGGUUGGCAUUUAGAGACAGAUUGUCUACUGGAGUCCGCAUGAGGCAGUGGGGAAUCACCCAAGGCUGUAUGUUCUGUGGGGAGCCAAAUGAGGAUCGAGAUCAUCUCUUCUUUGCGUGUCCUUUUACCUACACUCUCUGGUUAAAGCUCACGUCUCAACUGUUGGGAAACUCAGUCUCUCCGGCUUGGUCUACCACGGUUACAGCUCUUCUGCGAUCGCGACGGGAUAAGUUGGAUGGUAUCUUGCUGAAACUUGUCUUCCAAACUGCCAUAUAUUUUGUUUGGAGGGAGAGAAACUCUAGGCGUCAUCAAGGAGUUCGGGUGGAUGGGGGAACACUGGCUAGACGAAUUGAUAGGUUCAUACGUCAUAGAAUUCUAUCUUUGAAGUACACGGGCAGUCAUAAGUUGGCAGGGCUUCUCCGACGUUGGUUCGAGGUCUACACAGGAUGA